Molecule: messenger RNA, 2084 nt
Organism: Melitaea cinxia (Glanville fritillary)
Lineage: Eukaryota; Metazoa; Arthropoda; Insecta; Lepidoptera; Nymphalidae
Gene: verm
Product: chitin deacetylase 1
Exons: 5
Coding region: 164-1801 (545 amino acids)
Biological process (GO): carbohydrate metabolic process
Cellular component (GO): extracellular region
Molecular function (GO): chitin binding; protein binding
Source: RefSeq, a predicted model, not a curated record
GACUUAUAUUGGCUGGUGGUAUAGUGUGUACAGGACGGGUGAAGUCUCUCGGCUGGUAUCGAGCUUGAACAGCCUGGUUAUAUAAAUAGGUGAAGAGGGGCAGCAGUCAACUCUUGCACUUUCUUGUAGAGCGCGGAGCAGCGACCAGUCUUCGCCGAGCGCCAUGGCUCGACACGCGUACCUUUGUUUGGGGGUACUACUUCUCGCCUAUUUCGUGAUAUGCGAGACCAGUCAUACACGAGUAAAACGACAAGAAGACGACAGCGGAGAUGAGGUGAACCCAGAACAACUUUGCGACGGCCGGCCCGCUGAUGAAUACUUCAGGUUGACUACAGACGGCGAUUGCCGUGAUGUUGUGAGGUGUGACAAAGGAGGUGAAAAUGGCGUCACUAGACUUGCUUCAGUGAAAUGUCCCGGAGGAUUGGCGUUUGAUAUCGACCGUCAAACGUGUGACUGGAAAACCCAUGUUAAGAAUUGCGAUACAAUAGAAAAACCAAGAAAAAUUUUACCAAUUUUGAAGACCGAUGAACCCAUCUGUCCUGAAGGGAAACUAGCUUGCGGCAGUGGUGACUGCAUCGAGAAAGAAUUGUUCUGUAAUGGAAAACCUGACUGCAAAGACGAAUCUGAUGAAAACGCAUGCACUGUUGAUGUAGAUCCUAAUAGAGCACCAGACUGUGACACCAAUCAAUGUAGACUACCAGACUGUUUCUGCUCAGCUGACGGAACGCGUAUUCCUGGAGGAAUUGAACCUACCCAAGUACCGCAGAUGAUUACAAUCACUUUUAACGGUGCUGUAAAUGUUGAUAACAUGGACUUAUAUGACCAGAUUUUCAAUGGUAACCGUCACAACCCUAAUGGUUGUCAAAUUCGUGGAACAUUUUUUGUCUCCCACAAGUACACAAAUUAUGCAGGAGUCCAAGAAUUACACCGCAAAGGACAUGAAAUUUCUGUUUUCUCAAUUACUCACAAGGACGAUCCAAAUUACUGGACAAGUGGUAGCUACGAUGACUGGUUAGCGGAAAUGGCUGGAGCGCGUCUUAUUAUUGAACGUUUCGCAAAUAUUACAGAUGCUUCAAUUAUUGGUGUAAGGGCACCAUAUCUGCGCGUCGGAGGAAACAAGCAAUUCGAAAUGAUGGCUGAUCAAUAUUUCGUAUAUGACGCUUCUAUUACUGCUCCUUUAGGUCGUGUUCCCAUUUGGCCAUACACAUUAUAUUUCCGUAUGCCACACAAAUGUAAUGGUAAUGCUCAUAACUGUCCUUCAAGGAGCCAUCCAGUAUGGGAAAUGGUAAUGAAUGAACUUGAUAGAAGAGAUGAUCCAACCUUUGAUGAAUCAUUGCCCGGUUGUCACGUAGUUGACUCUUGUUCAAACAUUCAAACUGGUGAUCAAUUUGCACGUCUUUUACGUCACAACUUUAACCGUCACUACUCUACCAACCGCGCACCUCUGGGUCUCCACUUCCACGCUUCAUGGCUUAAAUCUAAGAAAGAGUUCAGAGACGAGCUUAUCAAAUUCAUCGAAGAGAUGCUGGAAAAGAACGACGUUUAUUUCACUUCUCUUAUUCAAGUUAUACAGUGGAUGCAAAACCCCACAGAACUGUCGCAGCUUAGAGAUUUCGCAGAAUGGAAACAAGAGAAAUGUGACGUCAAAGGACAACCCUUCUGUUCCUUACCAAAUGCAUGCCCACUAACAACUCGUGAGUUACCGGGAGAGACGUUACGUCUAUUUACUUGUAUGGAAUGCCCUAACAAUUAUCCUUGGAUUUUAGAUCCUACGGGAGAGGGCUUCAACGUUAGGAAGUGAUCUCUAUAAGUAAAACUUAAAAGACUGUACACAUGUAAAUAAUACUCAAUAAUGUUAAUAAAUACAUUUUAUUGCAACUGCGUCGCAGGAAGGCAACUUGUGUGAAUAUUUUAAAAUUAUGGUUUAUGUUUUUACUCGUUAUAAAAGUUGAUAUUAUGGUUUAUAUGUUUAUGAGUCACACAAAAGUUGCCGCUACACAUUUAUCUGCAACUAUAGAUAAUGUUUCAUUACGUAAAUAAGAUUAUUACAUUUCUUAAACAAAAAUAAAAAAUAUAAAUUGGAA